AGAAAAAGAACAAAGAAUUUGUAGCCGGGCGCGGUGGCUCACACCUGUAAUCCCAGCACUUUGGGAGGCCGAGGUGGGCGGAUCGCGAGGUCAAGAGAUAGAGACCAUCCUGGCCGACAUGACUGGACUCUGAAAUGGGCAUGUACAGGGAAGAGGAGACCCCGACACCCUUCAAGCUUUGAGUGGAGAGGACACAGUCUCUGCUGGGACAGGGAACAGAGGGAUGUGGAGACCCUGAAGAUGCUUUUGGACAGUGGUCUGAGGUUGGGACAGUAGCAGGAGAUACCAUUCACCCAGAAUCUCCAGGACAAGAGAUCAGCCUGGCAGUUACUUGUGUUUUGUUUCAAACUGGUUGCCAGGUUGGACUGACCGAUGACAUCAGAGAUUCCGACCUUCCUGAUUGGAGGGACUGGACUCGGUGGGCACCUGCAGCUCAGGUGGGCAACAGUUAUCUUUUCAGAACUGUUCUCCACUACUGACUUCUCCCAGCCUCGAGAAUUGAUAACACACUCUUCUGGAUCGUAGCUGUGUCCAGAAGAAGGCCACAGACAGAACAGAGACUAGGUUCCGUGGGACGGGACAGAUUUUGUGAAACAUCAUGACCAGCCAUCAACCGCACCCCCAGGAUGAGGGGCAGAGCCACCAGCGGAGCACCUUUGGGUACCCCCUCCAGGAGGUGGUGGAUGAUGAAGUGUCGGGACCAUCAGCCCCUUGGGUAGAUUCCAGCCUCCCACGUAGAUCCCUUUGCUGGAAAAGGAAGAGGGAGUGGUUGGAAGAAUCUGAGGAGUCGUCGUUGGAGGAGUCACAGAAGGAACUCACCCCUGAGCCUGAGGAGACCUGGGUGGCAGAGAGGCUGUGUGGCCCCAAGAUGAAUAUAAAGCGGCGGCGAGUGUCAUCCGUGCUCCCUGAGCACCACGAGGCUUUCAACAGGCUGCUUGAGGAUCCUGUCAUUCAAAGAUUCCUGGCCUGGGACAAAUACCUGAGGGUGUCAGACAAGUAUCUCCUGGCUAUGGUCAUAGCGUAUUUUAGCCGGGCCGGCCUCCUCUCCUGGCAAUACCAACGCAUUCAUUUCUUCCUGGCUCUCUACCUGGCCAAUGACAUGGAGGAGGAUGACAAGUCCGCCAAACGAAACAUCUUCUACUUCCUGUACGGGAAGACCCGCUCUCACGUACCCUUGUUCCAAAAGCUUCGGUUCCAGCACUUCCAUUACAUGCGCUGGCGGGUCAGGAAGACCCGCUCUCACAUACCCUUGUUCCAUAAGCGUCGGUUCCAGUUAUUCUGUUCCAUGCGCUGGAGGGCCAAGAAGAUCCGCUCUCAGAUAGCCUUGUUCCAAAAGCUUCGAUUCCAGUUCUUCUGUUCCAUGCGCUGCAGGGCUUGGGUUUCCCCGGAGGAGUUGGAGGAGAUCCAGGCUUAUGACCCACAGCACUGGGUGUGGGCGCGAGAUCGCGCCCGCCUUUUUCUAGAGUUCCAGGGACCGUGGAUGCCUGAGGUCAUUGGCCUGACAGAAGAACACUGGGCCCAGGGGAGAUGCGGAUUUUCAGCAGGAACUUUACUCCAAUGCUAUGGCAGACACCAGGAAGGAGGAGAGGAGCCAUGUGUGCAUACCAUCUAGAAGAACCUGGACCGUUCUUGAUGGAGCUGAAUACAGUGAUCACGUUGUCCUCCUGGGAGCAGGGGUGGGGGUGGGGGGUGGGGUACUUCUAGGAGUCCUUGGAGAAAAGUAAGAAACCAGGAGUGUUUCCAGUUCCACCCUUUCCUG
Molecule: messenger RNA, 1759 nt
Organism: Symphalangus syndactylus (siamang)
Lineage: Eukaryota; Metazoa; Chordata; Mammalia; Primates; Hylobatidae
Product: speedy protein E12-like
Biological process (GO): positive regulation of cyclin-dependent protein serine/threonine kinase activity
Molecular function (GO): protein kinase binding
Source: RefSeq, a predicted model, not a curated record